GGGCAAUUACAAAGAAUGUAUCAAGUGAACAGUUUUUAUUAGUCCAUUUUACUUGACGAGCAGCAUACGAGAAUUUAUAUUAUGAAGGGCUGAGUGUCAUAUUCAACAAGUUCCUUAUCAGUCUAUCUGCAUUGGUAAAGGCUUGAACUCUCCCUAGUGGAAAGCCUGCAAUUCACUUCUCAGCCAUCCAAUGAAUGCCUCACUUCCAUAUGUGAGCUUUAAAAUGUACGACAUCUGUGCAAAAACCUACAUAAAAUAUUUUCUACUGGUUUUCUAAAACACUGGGAUUCAGUUUACCUAACAACUAGCAUGUAUUAUACCCACUGCUGAGAUGGCCUUCACUGACAAGAUAAGGAGGUGAGAUUUUACUGCUGAUGCAGGAGGUUGCCAGCUGUAGCUGAGAGAAGCUGCCGACUUUCCCAGCAGCUGAGAGAUCUCGCUUAAGACAAUUGCAGCAAAUAAGGAGACUGGAUGUGAGCAUGCCUUUCUUCAGCGAAUGCUCUGUUGGCCAAAGCUGAGCAAAUGUCUUACUGAUAUCUGGAAAGGUGCUGACCACGUCUCAAAGCAGGGAAGAUUUUCCAUGAUAUUUUGCAACAGAUGUACUACAAUGUAGGAUCAUUUCAAAGCAAGCUUGCUGAAGAACUGAAUAUAGAUGAAAAUGCAUCGGGAAGGAAUUCUAUAGUCAAUGGAUUUAUCUUUCUAAUUUACUUAAAGGAAUCAUGGUGAGUACGGAAUCCAGCAAAUGCCUAUUCUCGAAUUCGGAAACAGAAGUUGAGCCAGCAGUCUCUCUUGCCUUGGAAAUGAAGUAUUCACUAGAUCCCAACAGACAAAUUAAGAAAAGAAAUAAAGCCUUACAAGUGAGAUUUAAAGAUAUAUGCGAAGCUCAAAAUGAGCAAAGAGAGAAGCAACUGACAAUAGCCCAGAAAUCUGAGAGGAAGGACACAAAAUCACCAUCCUACAAAACAGCUUAUCGUAAAUACAUGACAGUGCCUGCAAGAAGGUCAAUACCUAAUGUCACAAAGAGCACAGGAGUCCAGACUUCACCUGAUCUCAAAAAACAUUAUCAAACAUUCCCUUUGGAUCGCAAAAAGGGAAAUAAUAUUAAAAAUUCCUCUGAAACAGCAGACACAUUCAAAAGUCAAAACAAUGGAUUUCUAAGUGCCAGUCGGGAUAAAAAAGACAGCAAAAGCUCAGGGGAGGAUGCUGUGUGCAGCAGGAAGGUCACUGAUGAAAAAGAAACAUGGGUGACUUUACAUACUAAUGAAUGCAUCAGCAUAGCUGACCAGCUUUCCAGCAGCAACUGCUCAGAGGCUAGUAAAUUCAAUGACUUGCAUAGCUUUAUCAAGGAGACCUCUUGUAUUUCAGACACAGCCAGUUCUGACUUAGGGGAGACAGAAUGUCAUAUGUAUGAUAAAGUAAAACAAGAUCAAGAGUCAGUGGGUUACCAAGACUUUAAUAAAGGAACUUAUUUGAAAAAUAAUUUAACAAUAGAACAAGCUACUGUCCAUGCACCUGCAAGUUCACAAACCACACCACCUGAUCUAUCGGAUUCGUCAACACCAACUGAAUGGCCACAAAGUCCUGAAGCACACUCAGAAAAUACAACUACACAUCUUAAUGGGUUACAAUCUCAGUCAGUAACUGAUAAGACAAGUUCAAUGCAGCUUCCAUGCCAAUCAAACCAAUGUAGUGAGCAAACCCUUCAGAUAAACGUCUUACCUAAGGAGGAAAAUCAGGCUUGUUCGACAGUCGUUUCUGUGAGCGAUGUAUUGAAACAAAUUGUGCCUCACACAGAAGCAGUAGAUUUGAAAGCACAGCUUCAAAUGAUGGAAAGCCUGAUCAGCUCUAGCCAGGAAACAAUUAAAGUUCUACUUGGCGUUAUUCAGGAAUUAGAGAAAGGAGAGGCUCACAGAGAAGGACUCUCUUACCGGACUGGUCAAGAUACAGCAAACUGUGACACCUGCAGAAACAGUGCAUGCAUUAUUUACAGUGUUGAGCUGGACUUUAAACAGCAAGAAGAUAAACUACAACCAGUUCUUAAAAAGCUUCAUCCAGUAGAGGAAACUCAGGUUCUACCUUUGCCUUAUCCACAGGAGAGUUAUUCUGCAACCCCAAAGCAGAAAUCCAAAACUGAACCAAAAAAACAUGGAAGAUGGAAACUUUGGUUUCUGUAGCCUAAAUAAAUGCAAACUUACUGUAAAUGUUUGCUCAUAUGAGAACAAGGGAUUCAGAAAGUUCUCUUAAACAAAGCCAGAGAUCCUCACUGAUAGCUGCAAUGCCUUGAGCGCAAGAUAUGGUAUUUAUGUUUCAAUGCAUAUACCAAAUCAGCCUUUUGUAUUAAGAAUACACCUGCAGAAGAACACAAAAAUCACACCUCUUCUUCUGUCUGCAGUUCAUAAAGGAGGAUAUAGAUGAACAUUUGAAUUUAUAUUGGUAAAGAUGAAAAUCAAAUAGUUCUAUGAGCUCAGCAAACCAUAUAAUUCUCUUUCUUAAUCAUGGGUCGUUUCUCUACACAAUGCUGAAAUGAUUGAUUUUUCUGUAACCUUUGUUUGUCAAAGGCAGAGAGAGAUGCAGAGAGCAAGCCUUAUGUUUGUAAGGUUGUUUAUUUUUUUUAAGAGAACAGAGGAGAAGUGCUAUUUUCAGCACAUAUUAAUUCUGGACAAAGCACAAUUUUUCAAAAUGAGUAGAGACCUUUCAUAAUUCCUAAGGUAUAACUACAUACACAUCAUUGACUUUCAUCUGCUUAAGAGAAAACGCAAGUGAUAAACCAUUAGUAUCACGCAAGGAGCCUCUGAUUUACUGCCAGCUUCAUCAUCAUACUGACAAUAUGUUUACUGCUCAUUUUCAAAGGGCGAGCAGCCACAGCCCACAAAAAGUGGGGGUAUGCUUUUAAUCACUGCAAACUGACAGGGUCAAGCAAUGGAGUUCUAAGGUACCUUAGAUGACACUUUUAACCAUUCUGUGCCCAAAGGUUGGGAUAGUUUGAAAUACAAACAAUAGCAAAUGAAAUAAUUAGUAUAUUUUAGUGAACAUGUACAACUAUAGUUAUUAAAGUUUAAUCAUUUUAAACAAUAAAAUCAUUAAGAAAGCUUAAGAAAAUACACCUUAUAGAAAGUAAUUAAUUAGUAUGUCAUAGGAGAAACCAGCAGAUUUAGAUUGUGUCUGUUGUCCUGUAACACAAAUACAUGAAGGUUGGCUUGUCUCUUACAGAACAUGUUUCUUUCCCUAAUAGGCAAAGCAGUAUUUUUAUGAAUGUGUCAAUAUAUUUUACUAGUGAUAUGUAAAGGCUUUCUGAAAUAAAGAAAUGCGCCAGUCUAGCAGAUUAGGUACGUUUAUCUUAGUAGCUCUCAGAAAAGCAGAAGCAUACAUGUCAAGGGUUCUAAUGAACAUCUCACAUGAUAGAUGCUGCAAUAUAAUUUCAUAUUGUAUGUUGAACCUGUUUAUGUUUAGUUGAAAGUAACUACCAUUGCAUAGUUACUUAUUGUAAACAAUUACCAUGAAGUUCAUGAUUAUUUCACAGUAUGUGUUGAUAGCAGUGUACCAAUCUUUUCUAAAGUAUGGACAGAACAUCAGCUGUCAAACUAACCACAUAUUUUAAACUUACAUUGCAAAUGUAUGCUUUUGAAAGAGUCCUGGACAUAUAUUUGUGCAAAAGUACUUAUGAGGGCUAUAAAUUCUUGUAUAUAUAAAAUAUACACAGGUGAAAUAUUUUUCUGAAGCAACAAAAAUAUAAGAAAAGAUAAUCCUGUGCUAUGAAGGAAGUGCAAUUUAUUUCUGUGCAAUGUGCUUUGUGUAUUUUAUACUGUUUUUAAUUAAAGUUAUAAAAUGUUUAUAAUAUGAAAA
Protopterus annectens (West African lungfish) is the source of this 3843-nucleotide messenger RNA. RefSeq names its product inhibitory synaptic factor 2A (gene INSYN2A). Lineage: Eukaryota; Metazoa; Chordata; Ceratodontiformes; Protopteridae. Gene Ontology annotation, cellular component: postsynaptic density. Gene Ontology annotation, biological process: inhibitory postsynaptic potential. The record is from RefSeq and is a predicted model, not a curated record.